Aspergillus melleus is the source of this 774-nucleotide messenger RNA. Its product is annotated as oxidoreductase, short chain dehydrogenase/reductase family superfamily. Bases 1 to 774 code for a protein of 257 amino acids. Gene Ontology annotation, molecular function: oxidoreductase activity, acting on the CH-OH group of donors, NAD or NADP as acceptor. NCBI's taxonomy places the organism in Eukaryota, Fungi, Ascomycota, Eurotiomycetes, Eurotiales, Aspergillaceae. The record is from RefSeq and is a predicted model, not a curated record. The transcript is spliced from 3 exons.
AUGAGCAACAAUAUCCUCAUCGUCGGCGCAACCCGUGGCCUCGGCGCCUCGCUUCGAUCCCUUUACGCCGCCAAAGAAACCACCAAGACCGUCUUCGCCACAGCUCGUUCCUCCUCGUCUGAAUCCAGCACCGACGCCCGCACCACCUGGAUCCCCAACAUCGACAUCGCCCAGCCCGAUGCCGGUCAGAGACUCACCUCCCAGCUCCCCAAGUCCACCAAGAUCCAAACGGCGAUCAUCACAGCCGGAUACUUCGGCUUCGAAACAUUCAACACACCGGACUGGGACAAGCAGGUGAAGAUGUACACCACGUCAGCGAUCGGCCCGGUCUUCGUCGUCCAGCAGCUCGUGAAGGCCGGGUUCCUGGACAAGGGCAGCAAGGUGAUCCUGGUGAGCAGUGAGAGCGGAAGUAUCACGCUGCGACAUGAGUCCGAGGGGGGAGGAAACUACGGUCAUCAUGCCAGCAAGACGGCGCUGAAUAUGGUAGGGAAACUGCUGAGUCUGGAUCUCAAGGAUCAGGGCAUUGCGGUGGGCUUGGUACAUCCGGGUUUCAUGCGCACUGAGAUGACCAAGAGUGUGGGAUUCGAUAAGUAUUGGGAUGCGGGGGGUGCUGUUACUCCCGAUGAGGCGGCUCAGUCGUUGGCUUCUUUCGUGGAGGACUUUGAUAUCAGCAAGACGGGAGAAUAUUGGGCACCUAGGGGUCCGGGGGACAUUGGAACUGCCGAGCCAGUACUGGGGAAGAACUUGUCAACCCCGUUGCGUCUACCAUGGUAA